Monomorium pharaonis (pharaoh ant) is the source of this 1709-nucleotide messenger RNA. RefSeq names its product ribosomal RNA-processing protein 8. Gene Ontology annotation, molecular function: methyltransferase activity. Lineage: Eukaryota; Metazoa; Arthropoda; Insecta; Hymenoptera; Formicidae. Gene Ontology annotation, biological process: cellular response to glucose starvation; rDNA heterochromatin formation; regulation of transcription by glucose. Gene Ontology annotation, cellular component: nucleolus; rDNA heterochromatin; chromatin silencing complex. The transcript is spliced from 5 exons. Bases 328 to 1554 code for a protein of 408 amino acids. The record is from RefSeq and is a predicted model, not a curated record.
CUGAUGGAUGAAAACACUUAAAACCUAAAAGACCUAAAACGACGCGAUGACCACUCUGCUUUAAACAACCCAUAGAUACGAGAUUCAUAUUUUAUUGAUUGUCGGAACGCGGUCUACCUGUUAAAACUUAGUUGAUUAGAGAUCAGGUUAAAGGGAAACGAAUUUUAAAUGAUCGUCACAUGUGGCUUUUUAUUACCCACUUUUCAUCAGUUAAUAGAGGUUAAGAUACUUUCUUCGUAACACAAACAUUACAAACUUCGUUUAAAGUUUUAGAGCACGUUUGUAUUGUGGUUUGCAUUAAGAGAUUGAUUUUUUAAAUUUAACAAAAUGGGGAAAUUUAAAAAUACUUUACAGAAUAAUCAAGCACCUGCUGUAAAAAUUAAUAUGAGAACGUCCAUCGUGAAGAAAAAAAGAAAGAAAGGUAAAAAGUCAUUAAGUAAUAUACAUAACAAUAAUUUAAAGAAACAAAAUGUAUCUAAUAAAAUAAUAAAAAAUACUUUUAUUAAUAUGCAAAAUAACAAGAAAAAAUCAAGCAAAUCCAAUUUUAAAAAUAAACUUGGUGUAAAAGAUACAGAAGAAUUGUAUAUUCCAACAAAAUACUCAAAGGAUAAUAAAAAAUUAGAGGUAUUUAAAAAAGUACAAAUUAAAAAAAGAAAUAAAAAACAAAAACAAAGUAGUAAUCUUAAUCAUGUGAAUAAGGAUGUUACAAUGGUUGAUAAUGCAAGAAAGAAAAACAAAAAGUUACAAAUGCCUGCAAAAAAGUCAACUAAAGCAGAAGCACAGCAGAUUAAACCUGACGAAGUAUUAAAACUGAACAAACAUAAAAUAAAUAUUAAACAAUUAGAAGAGAUGCUUGCCAGUAAAUCGAAAUCAAAGCAGAAAGUUACACAACUUACUUUGAGAGAUAGAAUGAUGACACAGUUAAGAGCAUCUAGAUUCAGAUUUAUAAAUGAAUUAUUGUACACCAAUAACAGUUCUCUAUCUAAACGUUACUUUAAAGAGGAUCCUGAUUCUUUCCUGGCUUAUCAUGCCGGAUAUAAGCAACAACUCGAACAAUGGGCAGUAAAUCCACUGGAUGUUAUAAUAUCGUCGAUUAAAAAGCUGCCAGUGGACAAUGUGAUUGCUGAUUUUGGUUGUGGUGAGGCACGACUCGCUACUUCUGUUCCUCACACAGUACACUCAUUUGAUUUCAUCGCUCUGAAUAACAAAGUAAAAGCUUGCGAUAUGGCUCAUACUCCAUUACUAAUGAACAGCGUCCAUGUUGUCGUAUUUUGUCUCUCUCUAAUGGGAUCUAAUCUUAACGAUUAUAUAAUGGAAGCUAACAGAGUUCUUAAAAUCAAUGGAAUCUUGAAAAUAGCCGAAGUCGAAAGCAGAUUCGAGAACGUAAACGACUUUAUAAAAUUGCUGCGUGGUUACGGUUUUAAAAAUACAUGGAAAGACUUGUCUCACAACCUGUUUUAUUUUAUGGAUUUCAAGAAACAAGAGGAUAUAACCAUGAAAAGAAAAAAUCUCUCUCCAAUCACACUAAAAUCAUGUUUGUAUAAAAAAAGAUAACAUUGUAUUAUUGUAUUAUUUCAACAAUGUUUUAUUUUUUACACAUAAUAAAACUUAAAAAACUAAGUUUUUAUUAUAAAAAUGUUCCAUACUAUGUUAAAAUAUUACUAUUACUUCUAAGUAAUAAGUUGAUAUUAAACAUCAUAUGGAUAAUU